AUGUCUUCCUUUCCAAGCUCUGAAGAACUAACAGCUGCAUCUGCGAUGAUUCUUCUCCAUACAACACCAAGGUUUCAUUCAAGUUCCGAUUAUGGAGUUCCUGGAGAAAGAAAGAGCAUCAGUAGCAAGCUUUUCAAAGCGAGUUCCGUUACUACUGUUUCGAAUAGAUCUUCAGCUUCGUCUUCCUUUUUGGUCAUCGAUGAUUCUUCAUAUCAGAGCGAAGAGAUGAAGUCAUAUCCUGUUUCGUUCUUUUCUGCAACUCAUCGUUUUCAUCGGAUGAAGUUCAAGAUCGCGAGGAAGAUUAGGUCGAAGGUGAUGUGGUCGUCCUCUUCCUGCUCUGGCGACCGGAAAGUGAAAACAUGCACCACUACAAAAGUUUAUCCGGCAUCUGCGUCCGGAGAGGCUACGUCGUGUUUGUCAACCACCUCAAGCGCGCGAAGCUUGCGUUAUGCUAACAGAAGCAGAUGUGUGAGUGCGACAGAGACUGGAAACCAACAGAAGGCACCGCCUCCGAUGGCUAAGAACCGUGUGAAGUCUGUUGCCGGAACGCCGCACCUGCGUCGGCGAAGCGAAGCAAUAUUGAAGUUUCUCUCUCACGGCGGUUCUUCUGAAGUGAGGAUCCGUCAAAUGCUCGGGGAUAGCCCUGACACAAGCAAAGCUCUCCGAAUGUGA
Molecule: messenger RNA, 672 nt
Organism: Lathyrus sativus (Indian pea)
Lineage: Eukaryota; Viridiplantae; Streptophyta; Magnoliopsida; Fabales; Fabaceae
Source: the annotation of a GenBank genome assembly